AACAGAAGCUCAGACAUGUUGAAAAGAUGAGAUAGAAGCCGGACUUUGCUCCUCCACAUAUGAGGCCAUCCCCGAGUCAGGCUCAAAGUUCAGGUCACGCAGUCGGUGUCAGUAUUACCUCUGUGACAGCGUUACUCCCUCAGUCUCUGAACUCUGUUCACGCUGAGCCGUCUGUAACACAGGAUGACCCGCUGGGCUCCUCUUCUUGCUUCCGUCCUGCUGCUCCUGCUGGGCCUGUUCACCCACAGUGCUGUCAGUCAGGAGGCCGGAGACCCAACAGCUGCACCACCGCCGCCACCACCUCAGGGCCAAGCUGCCGACAGCACACAGGGGGAGGAUGGAGACGGGGACUGGGGAAUGGGGUCCCUCCGAGGCAGCUUUGAGGCCGUCAGCGGAUAAUUUGACUCCAUGCUGGAGUUCAUGGGCGGACGUGACGGAGUGUGCCAGUACCGCUGCAGAUAUGGUAAAGCUCCUGUUCCUCGUCCUGGCUACCAGAUGCCUGAACCCGAUGGAUGUAGCUCCUAUUUCUUUGGCCUUCCAGUUCCAGAAGGGAUGGACAUGGGCAUCCCCGCCAUGACCAAGUGCUGUAAUCAGCUGGACAUGUGUUACGACACCUGCGGCUCCAACAAGUAUCGCUGCGACUCCAAGUUCCGCUGGUGCCUCCACAGCAUCUGCUCGGAUCUGAAGAAGAGCCUCGGCUUUGUGUCAAAAGUGGAAGCGUGUGAAACUGUAGCAGACACCUUCUUCAACACAGUGUGGACUUUAGGCUGCAGACCGUACAUGAACAGCCAGAGAGCAGCCUGCUACUGUCCAGGAGAGGAGAAGGACGAACUUUAGAAGAACAGCAGGAUCUAUUUAUAAAAGAGCUUCAGCAGGAGCCACAUUCCCGGGCGACUGCGCUGGUGGUGGUGUUGUGAAGGUGGAGUAAUUUAUUAGGAAGUUCUUGAUUUUACCUUGUUUGAAUUCCUUAUGAAAACUGUAUUUGUGUACCUGUGGUGCUGGUAUUGGAACAGUCUGUAAUAACAAUAACUGGACACAGUUUCCACUCUAAUGUGUCUUUAAAUGUUACCAUGUCAUCAUUGGGAGAAUUUACCGUUUGAAUAAAUGUUAUACAAAAAUAAAUGCAAUUCUUUCAUUUUAUGGUGCAGCACUAACAAAAUCAUUCAUUCAAGCCAGAAGAAAACUUGUCUGCAUGCGUGUGACGUUUCCUCCUGUUAGGAAGGGAGAUUUCCUUCCUACUGUUGCCAAGUGCUUGCUCAUAGGGGGUUAUGUGAUUGUUGGGGGUUUCUUCCUAACAUUUCAGGGUCUUCACCUUACAAUAAAGCUCCUUGAAGCGA
This is a messenger RNA of Archocentrus centrarchus (flier cichlid), 1337 nucleotides long. RefSeq names its product group XIIB secretory phospholipase A2-like protein. Gene Ontology annotation, molecular function: A2-type glycerophospholipase activity; calcium ion binding. The record is from RefSeq and is a predicted model, not a curated record. The transcript is spliced from 4 exons. Lineage: Eukaryota; Metazoa; Chordata; Actinopteri; Cichliformes; Cichlidae. Gene Ontology annotation, cellular component: extracellular region. Gene Ontology annotation, biological process: triglyceride homeostasis; cholesterol homeostasis; arachidonate secretion.